This is a messenger RNA of Salvelinus sp. IW2-2015, 2974 nucleotides long. RefSeq names its product zinc finger and BTB domain-containing protein 45. The record is from RefSeq and is a predicted model, not a curated record. Gene Ontology annotation, biological process: regulation of transcription by RNA polymerase II. Lineage: Eukaryota; Metazoa; Chordata; Actinopteri; Salmoniformes; Salmonidae. Gene Ontology annotation, molecular function: DNA-binding transcription factor activity, RNA polymerase II-specific; RNA polymerase II cis-regulatory region sequence-specific DNA binding; protein binding.
ACGUUACAAUUAUGCACAACAUGUAGCUAACCAUCCAUAUGCAUACAGAUCUGUGUGUGAUUCUGCACAAAGUCUGUGCAGUCACUGGCACUGUGUUUGCAGCAGAAAUAUUGGAGGAAUACGCGCUAAUUCUAACUGUUAGAUAUUUGUUUACAGAAAUGCAUGCAUAUUAAUAUACUCGUAUUAUUAUCGCUGCACACUGCAGAUAUGUAAAUAAGGUAGAAUAAUUGUCGAUAGACGAAAUAGGUCGAAGACCAAUGCAAGAAGGCUGUGCUAGCCAGGAAGCUAACUAGCUAGCUAACGUUAGUUUGUAGCUAGCUUGCCAUUUUCAACCAGUGGCCAGCUAGUCAAGUUAGCCAUGCUAAUUGGACCGUGCAGGGUUGCACUGAGAGCUUGAGGUGACAGACUGCAUGGUUAGGGGUGCCCUGCAAGACUGCCAAGGAAACCCACUCCACCAAAGCAGGUGCAUCACUCAGGCAAUGGCUGCGGGCACGGAGACRGUGCACUACAUCCACCUGCACAACUCCAGCCAGUCUGUUCUGGAGGCUUUACGGACGCAACGGCGUGAGGGCCUCUUCUGCGAUGUGACGGUGCGCAUCCACGACGCCUCGCUGCGUGCCCAUGCCUGCGUGCUGGCCGCUGGCAGCCCCUUCUUCCAGGACAAGCUGCUGCUGGGCCACUCUGAGAUCUCGGUGCCGCCGCUGGUCCCCGCUGAGACGGUGAAGCAGCUGGUGGAUUUUAUGUACAGCGGCUCGCUGGUGGUGGUGCAGUCGCAGGCCCUCUGCAUCCUCACCGCCGCCAGCAUCCUGCAGAUUAAGACGGUCAUCGACGAGUGCACCCAGAUCAUCUCCCAGAGGAAGGUGGCUGCUGCUGCGGCGGCCGCAGCAAGUGGCGGUGGAGGAGGAGGGGGGAUGACAGCUGGGGUCCUGCCCAAGCAGGAGGAGCGGGGAGGGGGUAAAGGGAGGGACAGCGGUGGUGGUUGUAUUGGUGGUGGUGGCGCAGUCAGCGGUGGUGGGGGUUACCAGAGCUUCUCGAACUUCGCCUUGGGGGACUGCGGGGCGAGCAACAUGGUCACAGGCCUGGGCGGAGCAAACUUGAGCGUUAAUGUUAGUGAGAGUGGCCCAGGAGGCGCCCUGGAGCAGGCUAACCCAGCGGGGCUGAUGGCUCUAGCUGACAUGGGCAGCCACGGGGCCCUGUGUGGGGCUGACGGGCUAAGCUCAGGGGCCGCCGGAGUCCUCAUGAAGAACUCAAAUUGCACCCAGGAUGUGAGGUACAAGCUGAGAGACCUGCUAGCGGCAACCGCUAACGGCGCCAAUGCUGGAAGCUCAGGGAAUCUCUCGGUCGGCUGCAGCUCUGGUGUCAGCAGCGUGGACAGCAUUGGCCGGGACAGUAUCCGCAGCAACACGGCUGACCUCUCGGAGGAGCUCGUGGGGAUGGACAGAUACUGCGAGGAGGAGAUGGAUGGACAUCACAGAGGGAGAGACUUGGACAGGGACAGAGGGGCAGGAGGACACAGCCGCAAGCAGAGGCAGCCACUCAGGCUUCAGGUUCUUGUAGGAGAGGAAGUGGUGGUGAAGGAUGAAGGAGUGCAGGAGCCGGAUGGAGGUGUCUUCGGCUUGGAGGAGGGAAGACGUGUUGAAGGGCAGGAGGGCACACAGGAAUCCAUGGCAACCUUUGGCCAGGAGGGUGUGUUCUAUGAUGAGGCUGGAGUUUUCUCCCCCGAGGCUUUCUGGCCCCAGAACGAGCCGGCUCAGGCCAUGUCCUUCAACCCCAGAGGAAGAGGAAACAAGCUACUGUCUCCCCCUACCUCCUCACAGUCCAUCAACAACCAGCUACUUUUUCAGUACCCAGUCAGCCAAUCACAGCCAUCAGCCUCAUUCUUUGUGGGCGGACCGAUGGUGAUUGAUAGCAUGGCAGGAACGGAGCACAGCCAACAGGCUCCGGCGCCAAUGACCCCUGCUCUGUCAACCUGUGGCACGACAGGCCCCUCCCCUUCCUCCCAGGGAUCUGAGACGUCCUUCGACUGCACUCACUGUGGGAAAUCGUUACGUUCCAGGAAGAACUACAGCAAGCACAUGUUCAUACACUCCGGUCAAAAGCCUCAUCAGUGCAGCAUCUGCUGGCGCUCCUUCUCYCUGCGCGACUACCUCCUCAAGCACAUGGUGGUGCACACGGGCGUGCGCGCCUUCCAGUGCUCUGUGUGCGGCAAGCGCUUCACACAGAAGAGCUCACUCAACGUGCAUAUGCGCACACACCGGGCCGAGCGCACCUUCCAGUGCACCGUGUGCCACCGGGCCUUCACCCACCGCACCCUGCUGGAGCGCCACGCCCUGCAACACGCCCACCACGGGGCCACCCAGGGCCAAGGGCAGGGACAGGGCCUCCAGCAGACACCCAAACACAGCCCUCCAGCCCUGGCAGGGCCCUCGGGCAUGUGCGGCCCAGCUGGGAUGGGCAGCACCAUGGCCAACAUGCCCAGCCAUGGGCCUUCCUCCUAGAGGGAGAGAGAGGGAGGAGGGCCCAAUCUCAAACUGAUCCAUCACCCCUAUCCUGGAGCCCUUUUCUGAUCCGAGAGGAUUGCUAGGUAUGAGCAACAUGGUUGAUGCUCCAUCUAGACCUAUCGGAGGCUAAAUGGAGUUUGUGCCAUAUUUCUCACACCUAUGAAGCCCUUGCAGAUAUGCAAGAGGGAGUUGCCAAUGAUGGAAAAAAGGGGAGAUAAUUGGUUUGGGAUUGUGGAAGAAAAGGAGAGGAAAAGGGAGAGAGAGGCAGAAAGCUGUUGGAGACUAAUUGCUGGAGAUGGAAGGGAGGAAAUGUAGGAGGGGUGAGAAAGAGAGAAAGAAAAGGGGAAGGGAGAGAGAAAGCAAAACCAGCCACGGCUAGAAAAAGAGUGCAGGGUGAUGAACCGAUGAAGAAGAGAGCGAAUUAAUCAAUGAGAGUUACCAUCAUACAUCAAGACGGCAUAGGAACACUAUUA